Salvia hispanica is the source of this 561-nucleotide messenger RNA. Lineage: Eukaryota; Viridiplantae; Streptophyta; Magnoliopsida; Lamiales; Lamiaceae. The record is from RefSeq and is a predicted model, not a curated record.
UAGUAGAAAUAAAGAUAGAAUCUUUCUGAGGCUUUGAUUCUCACCACCCAAAUUAACAAGAAAAUUUUUUCACUCAAAGUUGCUGAGCUUCUUCACUCUGAUAGGGUGAAGAAACAAGUAGGGUUUUGUUUGGAGGAAUUCAUGGCUGGGAUAAGAGCAGAAUGUGAAAAGGGUUUGACAGGAAAAGCUCUGAUUUUGAUUGCUUUACUAGCUUUAGCUUGUGGGAUUGUUUCAGCUCAGGAGAAUCUUGAGCAAGUGACUACUGAAGGAAAUGGUGCCUCUGAAUCUGAUUAUUUCACAAGAAUUACCAGUUUCUUGAAGCAAAGUAGAGGCUUGCAAGCAAGACCUGUUUGGCCUGAUAUGGAGUUUGGAUGGAGAAUAGUUGCUGGUACUGUGGUUGGAUUCUUUGGUGCUGCUCUUGCUAGUGUUGGAGGUGUUGGUGGAGGUGGAAUUUUCGUUCCGAUGCUGGUGUUGAUAGUCGGGUUCGACCCGAAAACAUCAACUGCUAUAUCAAAGUGUAUGAUAACCGGUGCUGCACUUGCUACCGUCUAUUACAACAUC